Linum trigynum is the source of this 972-nucleotide messenger RNA. Lineage: Eukaryota; Viridiplantae; Streptophyta; Magnoliopsida; Malpighiales; Linaceae. The record is from the annotation of a GenBank genome assembly.
AUUAGUAUAGAAAGAGAUAUUAAGGAGAGAGCUUAGCUUAGUAACAAUGAAGGAUCAAGAGCAGAUGGGAGAUGAGAGCGUUGUGUUAUACAUAAUCGCGCGCGACGACCAUACAUUUGGUUCAGGACAAAUGUUCGCGGAGCACAAUUUCCUACCAUCCCAGACAGUUGAAGACGUGAAGGCCAGGAUCGAAGCUGCAUACGGCAUAGCCAUCGAGCGACAGACUUUGUGGCUUGGCAGAAAUAAGUUGACGAACAACAACACGCUAGAUUCCUAUAAAAUCAACCGUCCCGCUGUUCCCACGGCCGUCCACUUGGAGAUUGCUGCGGCAGCCAACGACGGUUUCCCGAUCACUGUCAACCUGGUUUCACGUUUCUUCCGACUUCCAUCCAUGGCAAUCACUUGCAAGGAAACGAACAAGGUGGCAGAGUUGAAGAAGCUUAUACUCGCCAAAUGGCCGCCUGGGUAUGCCAGGACUAAAAUUAACCUGUUCUGCCAUGGCAGGAUGCUGGCAGAUGACGAGGCGACUUUGUUGCACUAUCUGGUGUCUCAUGGUGCUGUAAUUCGUGUUAAAUACUGGAUCGAGGAACCGGUGGAUCCCUUUCCAUAUUGCGUGACCCGCAAACUUUUAUUCGAUCCCCCAUUUUUAAAAGAUGAUGAAUGUUCACACAUACUUACUUUAAUUCGAAAAUGAUACUGAUGCAUCUGUUGGGCCUUGUGGCCAAUUUUGGGGUUUAGUAAUUAGGUAUUAUUUCUUAUUAAUUAAUUGAUGGGUAUUAUAUUAUAUCGUUUAUCUUUAGGAUGUUUAAUAAUAAUAUUAUUAUUCAUUGUCUUUUGAGAAAGUCAUUGUUUACGUAUUGGUUUCGGAUUUAUUUACCUUGUUUAAGGGGAAAGAGUUUGUGGGAUUAGUCCUAUAUAAACAUGUACUUUUGCUCUUCUUUUUCAUUCAAGUAAUAAAGUUCAGUAAUUAGU